AUGUUAUUGUCAAGGCUUCUUCUGCUUCCCUUUGCGGUCGCAUCGUCGGUCACACUUUAUGUCUCCUCUGUCCCAGCCUCAGCCGACAGCGCUGUAAUUCCCUCCCCAAUCCCGCUCGCGCAGAUCGAAUACGAUGCAGACCAAUCCGUCGGCAGUCUAGCUUCCUUCACACCACCCACAGGCUCCUACUCGCCUGAUCAUCUUCUUCGCGUCGGCCUUACAGAUCCAAAAUCCGGCUCAUGGCGGGGCAUUGUCACAUCAGCAGCUAGCUUCUCCGACCGAUACCACAAGAAGUUUAUCAUCCAUGUCGAUGACAAGGGGGAACCUUUCCACAUCGGCUUCGGUACGAGCGCGAAAGGUAGCGGAGACGAGGUGGAGGUGGAGAUAAAGAAGAGGAAUGUUGGGCCAAAACCGGUCCUCAACAAGCCUAUCGUGCUCAAUGCCGAGGGGAAGCUUGAUGGUAAAGAGCCGGAGAAGACGUUCUUGCAAAAGUACUGGUGGGCUCUCGCUCUCUUCUUAGUAGUGCAAUUGGUUGCAGGUGGUGGAGGCGAGAAAUAA
Alternaria postmessia is the source of this 558-nucleotide messenger RNA. RefSeq lists its product as uncharacterized. The transcript is spliced from 2 exons. Lineage: Eukaryota; Fungi; Ascomycota; Dothideomycetes; Pleosporales; Pleosporaceae. The coding region runs from base 1 to 558 and encodes 185 amino acids. The record is from RefSeq and is a predicted model, not a curated record.